Puntigrus tetrazona (Sumatra barb) is the source of this 4978-nucleotide messenger RNA. Its product is annotated as von Willebrand factor A domain-containing protein 7-like. NCBI's taxonomy places the organism in Eukaryota, Metazoa, Chordata, Actinopteri, Cypriniformes, Cyprinidae. The record is from RefSeq and is a predicted model, not a curated record. Bases 1683 to 4598 code for a protein of 971 amino acids. The transcript is spliced from 16 exons.
AAUUUUAGGUGCUGCGUGAUAUAAUUGCUCCUGCUGCAGUAUAGUAUAGGCCUUGAAAAUCACAACUUUUCAUUUUCCAUUGGUCUUAGUACACAAUGUGACUAUAGAAGAGUCAAGUUUUAAGUAAGAAAAAUAUUGAAACUCUUUGGACACUUUUGAGUGUUGUUAACGGUACAAUCAGAUUCAAUUAUCUAUGCUAAGCUACAGCUAAAAGUGCUAACGCCAGACUUGGAGAUCGGCUGAAUGGUUUAAAACCUCAACUGUUUAACUUUAGUUUAAAUUGUGUAGAUAUCCAGGAGUGGAUUCAGAUGCACUUCAGUUGUUUAGUGCUGAUUAACAGACAGGUAACAAUGAAGAUGACCUAAUUGAAGGAGGUCAUCUGUAGAGGUUCAUGAGGUUUGUGUGUUUGUAGCUCCAUGUUGCUUCUCUCUUGUAUUUAACACUCUCUAUUGGUUAUAGCGAUCAAAGUUUUAGAAUUACAGACAUGCAUCCAAACUUUAAUUAAGGACAGUGAGAAUGUGAGGGCUGUAGAGACUGUCUUGUAUGUGACUAGUUCAGUAAAUCAUGUACAUUGUUCGGCAUUAGAGCAUGUGCAGCAGCGCAACUGGGUGACUCUGAGGCCCGCUAGUUGCGGCUCAAAACAUCGCUCUUCUGUUUCUGAUCAGAACAUCAAACAGGUUCUCCUCACUCAGUGACGCACCCACUGAGAAACCUGAUGAAAGUGCUCUAGUAGUUGCAGAUUGUAUUGUAUUGAAUUAUUGAAUUAUUAAAAUUUGAAUUCAUUCAUUUAAAAGUAAGCAGACAGAAAAAACCUGUACCUGGCUUUCAUAUAGAUUACAUAAUCAAAUAAUAGAUUUGAAUUUGUUGAAUUUGAUUUAAAUCUGUUACGGGAAAUAUACCCUAGCUUUCAUUACAAGAAUCAGAUACUGUUCGUUUUCGAUUUUGACAUUCUAAACUAUUAGCGCUUUACACCCAACACCGCUCGGCAGUAUGUCUGCUUCCAUCUCUAGAGAGAGACAGGGAAUCAGCCAUCUCUAUCUCCUCUAUCAGAUCCCUCUGCGAUCCCCAUGAGUGCAGCUGCAUGCAGAGUGUCUCUGGCAGUGAUGUAACAUUUGCAAGGGGAUGCGCAGCUCUUGAAAAGUGACUUGACCUUGCUCUUUUUUGCCCAUGUUAUUGCUUGCCAUAUCAAACAUUUUAUAUGUAUGCUUUGUGGGAAAGUCAAGCAAUAAAUAAGACUCACAGGACAAAUUUUAUUUCUUAAAUUUUAUUUAAGAAAGUAAUGUACGCAUUUCUGUCUCCUUGUUUAGAGUUUUAACAUUUUUGUACAGCAAAAGGUGUCAGUGGCUGUAUAGCUGAACUAAACUAGAUGAAUAUUCAACCAAGUUUUAGUUAAACAUUUUCUAGCAUAUAGUACAGUACAGUAUGAAUCAGAAAGAUUUGUUGAUAAGAAUGUCAGGUUUGCCUGGUUUUACAAGUUUGCAAGACAAAGAAAGGGCACAGGCAAUAAUAGCAGUUGAUAAGAGAGAAAAAUUCUUCUUUACUGAACACACAUUUACAGUAAGGAUUAUGAAAUACUGUGACGCUGACAUUAGUCGUGUGUAAAAGUGUAUAAAUAUAUUGACAGAGGCUGUAUACAUUGUAGCAUAUACAAGCAAAAGCAGCACCUCUUCUUGUGGACAGUCAUGGUUUUGCUGGUUAUAGCGUCUGUAUUUCUCCUCUGUGGGACCCUGUUUCAAUCCCCCGAAGUGGCAGCAUUUAAACCUCUCUUUAAGGACGGCUCUCUCACCCAUCGAGAAAUCACUCAGAUGGCCAUCCUCCGCAAGACAGCAGAAGUGUGUCGUGACAUAGCCACUGCCCGGGGACGCGAAUUCACACUGACUAUAAACAACAGACUGACUCCAUCUGCUGUCCAAAAAGCCUGCUUAGCAUCUUCAUCUUCUGCACUCUUUUAUUUAGCCAUAACAGAAACGUAUCUAAGCAAUGCAGCUGUAGAUGUACUGUUUGCACUGAGUGAGGCUCGUCACAUAGAUAAUGAGGCUUUCAGUGAGGGCCGGGAUCUCAUCACUCGUGGUGUGGCUGCAGUGAAGGCCAGCGUGCAGCAGGGAAGCUAUAUCUCUGCCCGAAACACACUGGGGACUCUGUGUCACACUCUACAGGAUUUCUAUAGUCACAGUAACUGGGUUGAACUGGGAAGCUCUUCUCCUUUCAGCGCCCUGAUCAAACCUGAUCGUCUUCUCGACAACCUAGCAGGCCCCAACACACCAACAUGCAAGAGCUGCGCUGGGUCAAACUGCAGAGAUAACAUUCUCCCAGAAAUACUGCUGCAAAAAAAACUAACCUCUGGAUAUUUCAGUGUUUUCUCCUCCCAAAAACCUGCAGGCAAGUGUAGCCAUGGUGGCUCUCUCGACAGAACCAGUUCAAGAGAACCCACUGGAGGCAUCAAUAAGGAUGACGUUAGCUCAGAUCACGGCUUCCUUCACCUCCGUGCUGCUGAAAUGGCCAUCAAUGCUACUAUGGAAGUGCUGCAAGACAUCCGACUGGCCACAGGCGACCAAGCCUUUCUUCGAUUGGUGGGCCUCAGUCAGACCUCAGUUCUGGCUUUUGUGAUUGACACCACAGGCAGCAUGUCUGAUGAUAUUGAGGAAGCAAAGAGGGUGUCCUUCAGUAUCAUAGACAGCAGGAGAGGAACACCAGAGGAACCUUCAGAAUACAUUCUAGUCCCAUUUAAUGAUCCAGAUUUUGGACCUCUGACAAGAACUGAGAAUGCAGAUAUUUUCAAAGAGAGAAUUAAUUCUCUUUCAGCAAGUGGUGGAGGAGACUACCCAGAGAUGUGCUUGUCAGGACUACUGUUGGCACUAGCAGGAGCUUCUCCAUCUUCAGACAUUUUUGUUUUCACUGAUGCUUCAGCAAAGGACUCCGAAUUAAAAAGCACGGUUCGGGCCAUGAUAGAGAGGACCAGGUCAACAGUCACUUUCAUGUUGACUAGUCCCUUUUUAUUCCGGAGAAGAAGGGAUGUCUCGCAAUCUAAAAGUUUUACAUCAAGAUCAAUGCCUUCAUCAGACAAACAGCUGUACAGAGACCUGGCUCAUGUUUCUGGUGGACAGACCAUAGAGGUCACUAAAGCUACAUUGUUUCAAGCCACUGAAGUCAUUACAGAUGCAUCUACCUCAGCCCUGGUGACUGUUCUUCAGGUUUUGAGAAGUCCAAUGAUUGCAGAAAAUAUUUCUUUCAUAUUAGAUCCAUCUCUAUUUAAUGUGACAGUAUAUAUCACUGGGGACUCUCCAGUCUUCACCAUCUACAACCCUACAGGCGUGUCUCAGUCAGGUUCAGUGGCAGAUGGUCCUCUGGGCAGCAUCCUGACUGUAGGGAAUCUGAAGAGAGUAAAACUCAACUCUGACAACCAGACAGGAGAAUGGAAGAUCAGUAUUGAUUCUACAAGCUCCUACAGUCUUAAAGUCACUGGUCAGAGUUCUGUGAACUUUCUCUUUAACUUUGUGGAGCAGUUAGAAGGAGGUGACUUCACACCGAAAGACAAUCGUCCUUUCAUGGGUCGGAACUCCACUUUGUUUGUCUCUGUGACCGGAGGAGAUUCAGUCACAUUGACUGACGUGCUUCUAGUCGAAGCUUCAGGAUCUGAUGUUGUUAAUGGAACCAUUAAAUCAUUGAGUGCGACAGACUUCCUGGUCAGCAUAGCCAGAAUCCCAGAGUGGGCGUUUGUGGUGCAGCUAAAAGGACUGUUAAAUGACUCGACUCGAUCUGUGCCUAGUCGAUUCCAGAGACAGUCACCCACCCAGCAGCAAGGCUCUAGAGUUACUAUCACGGCACAAGCAAGCAGCACUAUAGAGCCAGGAAUCCCUUCUGUUCUCAACUUCACAGUGGCCACUAAUGCGACAGGAAGCAGUUACAUUAUCCGAGCCCGGACUGACCGCAGCUUCAGUGUGUCUUUCCCGAGCUCUCUGGACAUGGGGACAGGGGGAAGCGCUCAGGGAAACGUAACACUGACAGCACCCUCAGACACCCAGUCAGGGAUGGACGUUACCCUCACCAUUGAAGCAGAAGAUCCAGAUUCUGGUGACUCGAAUUACGUGGCGGUGCGGUUCAGCGUUAUGACUAAGGUCACAGAUUUCUCUAGCCCUGUCUGUCAGGUAGUGAGAGUCAAAGCUGACUGUCCUGUCGAAUGCAGCACAGGAUCAUGGGAACUCUCUGCUAACUUAACAGACAUUAAUGGUACAGGCAUAGCUGGAGUGUCCCUCAGUCGUGGCAAUGGCUCUUUCAGUUUAAGUCAUGUGAUGAGUGGGGAUGGCACAAAUGUGACUGUGGCAUCUUAUAAUGCUUCCUGUUGUUCUCAGGAAGUAGAGCUGGUAGUUGUGGACAAGGUGGGAAAUGUGGGAACAUGCUUCACCUCUAUAAAGAGCCCUUCCACAACUGCUAGCCCUAAUGACUCUACAACUAUUAGCUCUGAUGAAGCUGUUAGCACCAAAGGAUCUUCAACUGUUAGGCCCAAUCUUACAACGUUUACCCCCAGUGCAUCAUAUUCUGUGUCCUUCUCCAUGUGUGUUACUGUAUUAGGGUUAUUUGUUUUCUUUCUUUGUGGAUGAGAGAAACUGAAGUCAUUUUUCUGGUUGCUAUGAUUUUCGGUAAAGGCUAGAAGAGAUUAUAUGGUGCUACUGGGCAGGUGCACAUCAAUACAGCAUCAUUGCUGUCAUCCUAUAAAACAAUAAUUACUAUUUUUUCAUUAUUGUAAGGGGUAGGUUUAGGGUUGGGGUAUGUAUAGACAUUAAUAAUACAAUCUAUUAGGUAGAAAUCAGUGUGAAAUGAUAAAUGAUUAACAAGGAUGUAGAAAUACCUAGCCCUGACUGUAAGCCUAAAAUAGAAAAGGUAUCCCUCUGUUCUGAUUGUUUGAAUGGAAUGUUGUUCCAGGAUCAACCAGGAUGUUGAUAAAGGGACGUACUUGGGGAAAUAAAGUUAAGAUAAUGCA